Molecule: messenger RNA, 4015 nt
Organism: Sorex araneus (European shrew)
Lineage: Eukaryota; Metazoa; Chordata; Mammalia; Eulipotyphla; Soricidae
Gene: KCNG4
Product: potassium voltage-gated channel modifier subfamily G member 4
Biological process (GO): protein homooligomerization; potassium ion transmembrane transport
Cellular component (GO): membrane; voltage-gated potassium channel complex
Molecular function (GO): delayed rectifier potassium channel activity
Source: RefSeq, a predicted model, not a curated record
GGCAAUCCCAGCUGCCGCCUCCAGGAUGUCCUCCUGGCUGCAGACAGGGCUUCUCCUUGGUCAGCACCUGUCUGGAGCCCGGGGCUGGCUCCAAGCCGCUCCAGCUCUCCCUGCGGCCACUCUACCUGGGCAGCUCCGGGGACUCAGCCCGGCCCAGCAGCCCCCUGGGCGCAGGACCCCAGUCGCUGCCCUGGCCUGGAGGGAGCCCCAGGCGGAGCUGCCUGUCCCGGCCCCUCGGAGGGGGGCCGGCCGCUCCCCUCCGGGCGCCCGCGGAGCUGCUGCUGCCAGCGGCUGCUCCCGCCUGCAGUCUGGCUGAUGGAAAGAUUACGCCUAAGCCGUCCCCUCCCCCGCCUGGCAGGACCACACCGGCCGUCCCCGGGGACUCAGCAGAGCCCGGGGCUGGUGGCUGCUGCAGGACAGCUGUCCGGCCGGCUCAGGGCACGGCCCCUUCAGACCCUCCUCCGUCCGGGAGGAAGGGCGCCCGGACGGACAGACGGACGGACGCGCUCCUGAUCCGGCUCAGACACAGCUGCGGGGGCCCUGAGUCAGACAGACGGGGGGUCGCGCGGAGCUCUGGAGCCCUGACGGCCGCCGGGGGACCCGCGUCCAGCGUCUCUGAUGAGUCCAGGCGCGCGGGCGGCCGGACGGAGGCUGGAGAGCGUGAGCCCCCCGCGCGCCUCGCUCGCCCGGCCAUGCCGGCGCCUCCCGGGGACGGUGUCCCGCGCCCGCGCUCCCCGCGCCCGCGCGCCCGCAGCCCGCCCCGCGCGCCGGCCCCGCGCGCCCCGGAGCCGCCCCCCAAGGGCCGCUACUACCGGCGCGCGCGGCGCGUGAGCGGCCCCGACGCCCGCGCCGACCCGCGGGAGGAGCUGCUGGUCAACGUGGGCGGCCGCCGCUACCUGCUGCCCUGGAGCGCGCUGGACGCCGCCCCGCGCUGCCGCCUGGCCCGGCUCCGCGGCUGCCGCAGCCCGGCCGAGCGCGCGCGCCUCUGCGACGACUUCGACGAGCGCACGGGCGAGUUCUUCUUCGACCGCAGCCCCGGCGCCUUCGGCAUGGUGGUCAGCUUCCUGGCGGCCGGCCGGCUGGCCCUGCUGCAGGACGCGUGCGCGCUGUCCCUGCGCGACGAGCUGGCCUACUGGGGCCUGGAGCCCGCGCUCCUGGACGGCUGCUGCCGCCGCCGGCUGCGCGCCAAGCUGGACGAGCUGGCCGAGCUGGGGCGCGCCGACGCGCUGCGGGCCCGGGCCGAGCCCGGCGGGACCCCCGCGCCCCCCUCGCGCUGGGGCCGCUGCAUGAGCCGCCUGCGGGAGAUGGUGGAGAACCCGCAGUCCGGCCUGCCCGGGAAGGUCUUCGCGUGCCUGUCCAUCCUCUUCGUGGCCACCACGGCCGUCAGCCUGUGCGUCAGCACCAUGCCCGACCUGCGGGCCGAGGAGGACAAGGGUGAAUGCUCUCAGAAGUGCUACUACAUCUUCAUCGUGGAGACCGUCUGCGUGGCCUGGUUCUCCCUGGAGUUCUGCCUGCGCUUUGUCCAGGCGCGCAACAAGUGCCAGUUCUUCCAGGGCCCGCUGAACAUCAUCGACAUCCUGGCCAUCUCGCCCUACUACGUGUCGCUGGCGGUGUCGGAGGAGCGCGCGGCGGGCGGCGAGCGCGCGGGCGGCAGCCUGUACCUGGAGAAGGUGGGGCUGGUGCUGCGCGUGCUGCGCGCGCUGCGCAUCCUGUACGUCAUGCGCCUGGCGCGCCACUCGCUGGGGCUGCAGACGCUGGGGCUCACGGUGCGGCGCUGCGCGCGCGAGUUCGGGCUGCUGCUGCUCUUCCUCUGCGUGGCCGUCACGCUCUUCUCCCCGCUGGUCUACGUGGCCGAGAACGAGUCGGGCCGCGUGCUGGAGUUCACCAGCAUCCCCGCGUCCUACUGGUGGGCCGUCAUCUCCAUGACCACGGUGGGCUACGGGGACAUGGUGCCGCGCAGCGUGCCGGGCCAGGUGGUGGCGCUCAGCAGCAUCCUCAGCGGCAUCCUCAUCAUGGCCUUCCCCACCUCCAUCUUCCACACCUUCUCCCACGCCUACCUGGAGCUCAAGCAGGCGCAGGAGCAGCUGCAGGCGCGCCUGCGCCACCUGCAGUCGGCCGCGGCGGCCGGGGAGCGCGAGCGGGUGGCCUCCGCGGACGGCGGCCUGGCCGGACCCGCCUCCCCCGCCGGGGACUAGCCGGCCCGGCGCGCAGGGGGGUCCCGGGCGCCCGGAGGGCCAGGCCCAGACCGGCCCAGACCGCAGGCGGACCCGAGAUGCUCCUGGGCGCGCCACGCCCCCGGCCCACGUGGGCGGUCCUGCGGGGUCGCUCGGCCUCCGCGCAGAGGCGCCCACCACUCAGCCGCGCCCCGGCUUCCACUCCUUCCUCGGUGGGCUUCCUGCCCCCCGGGCGCCCGUCUCGGCGCUCACUCGCUGUCCCCAGCCGCACCUCUGAAUGCAGCUGCUCCCCAGAAACCUCAGCCGUGACCCGGGCCCGGCCCCUCGGUCCUGGGCCUGCUGGGCCACCGUCAGGAGCACUCUUUGCUGCUGCAGCGCUUUCCCGCAGCGGGGGGGUGGGGGGUCGCGGGCAGCACCCCUGGGGGCCUCACCCUACCCCCCACUCAGCCUGGCCCGCAGGCGAGCCAGGGCAGCGGCCCCAGCCCAGACUCGAUGUGGACGCGGAAAUCCCUCCGCCAGGACGGGAGCUGACCGUUGGCCCGCCCGACCCCGGCCCUUUGCCCGGCCGCCCUCCGCACCGAGAGAGGCGGGACCCGCAGAGACGGGGCGGGGCGGCUCCCGGCUGAGCCCCAGCGAUAGGUCUCAACGGUGUGAGCUCCGCCUCCUUCCCGCAUGCUGAUUGGCUGCUGCGGCGAUGACUCGCUGGUUGCUAGGCGACUUCUUCGUCCCCAUUGGCUGAAAGGAGCCUGGAGGUUUCCCGGACCCUUUGCCCUAACGGGACCCAGGAGAAGCCCGCGAGUGAGUCUGGAGGGAAACGUUCUCCCCGGAAGUGACGUGGAGAUGCGGGGGAUUCUCCAAGUCGGGGUCACCGGGCUCAACACAGAGACUCUCCUGAUGACACUCUGAAGACGUCAAAUUUCAGUGCUCGGAAACCGCCAGGCAGCUCAGAAGACAGUCUGAGGGGGGAGGCCGGGCAUGGGGGGGUCCUCUGCAGACCUCCAGGCAGUGUGCUCUUCACAGCUUUGGAGAGGGCCCAGCGCCCCUCGGCAUGGCACAGGGCCUAACCCAUGUCUCAAGGAAGCCCCCACCCAGGAAGGGGGCCAGGGCCCAGGCGCGCGCGCACCUGGGUUUGGCCUCGCGCCUGGCACCUGCAGCUUGGCACCAGGGAAGAGCGCCCCGCCCCGGACAGAGGCACCCCAGCUUGCUCAGACACGCUCGGUCCCUUGGGCCGGUCUCGGGGAGGUGAGCCACAGAGCCGGGCACGAGCCGGGAGAGGAGCUGGAGAGGGAGCCGGGGGCCGCGGAUUCCGUGAGACGCGGGGCUAGUCCCCUCGCCAACAGGAGGAGGGCGAGCCCCUCUGUGCCCACCUGCAGCAGCAGCAGACACAGAGGCCCAGGAGGGGCCCAAGGUGAGGGUCAGAGCAUGGGAGACACCCGAGCUGGGACGCCCUGUCCCGUGCCCGCAGCGCUGCCCCCACGCGGGGCGGCAGGCCGAGCCCUGCCUGGUGACCCUCUGAAGCCCCCUUCCCUGCGAGGGGGAAGCAGAGGGGACAGUGUGGCCCCUGAGCCGAGAUGUGCUGCGGCUCUGUCCAAAGGCUCAUGUUGCCCUGGGCUCAGCGACGCUUCGGGGUCCCCCUGCAACCCCAAGGAAGAUAUUAUGGGUCUUUUGGCUGGGGGUGGGUGGGCUUGGCCGCACCCGACAAUGCUCAGGGGUUACUCCUUGCGGGACUUGGGGGACCCUGUGGGACGCUGGGAAUCAAACCCGGGUCAGCCGCGCGCAAGGCAAACACCCUCCCCGCUGUGCUAGCACUCCGGCCCCGCCAUUAAACAGUUUGAAGUGAC